Messenger RNA from Benincasa hispida (wax gourd), 1246 nucleotides. The record is from RefSeq and is a predicted model, not a curated record. NCBI's taxonomy places the organism in Eukaryota, Viridiplantae, Streptophyta, Magnoliopsida, Cucurbitales, Cucurbitaceae.
UGGCAAAACAAAAAAGAUUAGCUUUCCAAUCACACAAUCAUCGAGCAUCCACUCUUUUUGACACUAUACAUGCUGAUGUUUAGGGACCCCUUUCUACAUGUUCAUAUAUUGGUUAUAGAUAGUUUCUUACUUUGGUUGAUGAUCAUAAUAGAUAUACUUGGGUGUUUUUGAUGAAAAAGAAGUCUGAUGUUCUUUCUAUCAUUCUACAUCGUUUUGCAUAUGUAGAAACUCAAUACAAUAAAAGAAUCAAAGUUUUUCGUUCAGACAAUGCCCCCGAAUUAUGUUUUAUUGAAUUUUUUCUUCAGAAGGGUGUUAUUUAUCAGUUUUCUUGUGUGGGAAGACCAGAGCAAAACUCUCUUGUUGAGAGAAAAUAUCAGCACAUAAUGAAUGUUGCUCGAGCCCUUUUCUUUCAGUCUCGAGUGUCUUUGCAUUUUUGGAGUGAAUGUAUCCUGACUUGGUCUUCCUCAUCAAACGUACUCCAUCACCUCUCUUAAGCUGAAGACUCCCUAUGAACUUUUACAUGCCACGACUGCUUAUUACUCUCUUUUUCGAACUUUCGGAUGGUUAUGUUUUGCAUCUACUUUACAGAAUGGCCGGACCAAGUUUCAACCACGUGCCACAGCUGCCGUUUUUGUUGGCUAUCCACCUGGCCAAAUCCACUUUGAAGACGAUUGGCAGGGAUAAACAACAUGAUGGUUUGUAUCUUCUGGAGAAUCCAUAUGAAGCUGUUGAUUUUGUACAUGCUUCGUCUACUAUCAAUGUUGUUUCACAAUCUUCGACUGAGUUGUGGCAUUCCAGGCUUGGUCACCCUUCUCUAUCUCGUUUAUCUGCUUUAAAGAUCAUUUUGUCUCUACCAUUUCAUUACAUCAUUCACAUCUUUGUGAAAUCUGUCCGUUGGCAAAACAAAAAAGAUUAGCUUUCCAAUCACACAAUCAUCGAGCAUCCACUCUUUUUGACACUAUACAUGCUGAUGUUUAGGGACCCAUUUCUACAUGUUCAUAUGCUGGUUAUAGAUAUUUUCUUACUUUGGUUGAUGAUCAUAGUUGAUACACUUAGGUGUUUUUGAUGAUCAUAGUGGUGAGGAAAUGAUAAAAUAUGAGAAAAUUACUUUUCUUUCCCUUUACUGAUAUAUUCAGUUUUUCCUUAUUAAUAGUUAUACCUUUGAGGGUCAAACAACAACUGUAAAUGUGUCAAAAUUCAUAAUUUUUCCUUUGGGACAGUAACAAUAAUGGUAACGAUAAUGAUC